AUGUCCUUCUUCAAGCGCGCCCCGCACGCAGACGACCUCGACCCCGACGAGGAUGACCCCACAAUCGACCCCGAGCUCCGCCUCCGCACAGUCCGCACCGCCCACUCCACCAUCGCAGAGUCCAUCCGCACAGAGGCCCGCGCUGAGCGCAGGAAAUCCCUCAGGCAGAAGCGCUCCCGCUUCUUCCGCAACAAGUCCAUCGAGAAGAAGCGCCCCGCCACCGCUGACUCUGUCGCAACGUCCGAUGCGAAGCCAUCGACAGAGAUCCCAGGCCCCAGACGCAACAUCUAUGUCAACACCCCGCUCACGGCGAUGGAGGUCGACAGCCACGGCGAGCCGCUGACCCAGUAUGUCAGGAACAAAGUUCGCACAAGCAAAUACACCAUCAUCACCUUUCUCCCAAAGAACCUCUACGAGCAGUUCAGACGCGUCGCAAACCUCUACUUUCUCGCCCUCGUCGUCCUCCAAGUGUUCCCCAUGUUCGGCGCCGCCUCGCCCCAGACCGCGAUGCUCCCACUCGUCUUCAUCACUGCCGUCACCGCGAUCAAAGACGCAAUCGAGGACUACCGCCGCGCGACCCUCGACGAGGAGGUCAACACCUCCGCCGCCACCAAGCUCGGCAACUGGCGCAACCUCAACACCCCCACCGACCCGCGCCCCUGGCUCGAAAAGCUCCUCGGCCUCAACCCCCCGGGCAGGGUCACCCGCGGCGUCCGUCGCCUGCGCGAGCGCGAGGCCGGCGAGGGCAUGCGCAUCAUGCUCAGCAGGGGCGACGGCGACCGCUCCGCCGGCGCCGCGGGCCGCCACCUCGAGGACAUACAGAGCGUCGACUCGCACAGCUACCCGCCCGACCCGUCCCAGGUCUCGCUCGCGGGCGGCGCGCAGCAGGCGCUGGGCGCCGCCGGCCCGUACGCGGCCGGGGAGCUCGGCGGUGGCUGGAGCCAGACGACGACGCUCGCUGGCGACGGGGGCGGCGCGAGCACGGGCGCGGUCAACUGGGCGAAGCGCAUCGGCGGCUCGGCGCGGUGGGAGCGCACGCUCUGGAAGAAGCUCGAGGUCGGCGACGUCGUGCUCCUGCGGGACAACGACCAGGUGCCGGCGGACAUCGUCGUGCUGUCCACCUCGGACCCGGACGGGAUGUGCUACCUCGAGACGAAGAACCUGGACGGGGAGACGAACCUGAAGCCGCGCAAGGCCGUGCACGCGACGUCGAGCGUCAUGUCCGAGGAGGACGUCGAGCGCGCGGCGUUCGUGCUCGACUCGGAGCCGCCGCACCCGAAUCUGUACCUGUACAACGGCGUGCUGCGCUACGUGGACGCGGCGACGGGCGCGGCCAAGACGGAGCCGGUGACGAUCGACGAGAUGCUCCUGCGCGGGUGCUCGCUGCGCAACACGGCGUGGGUCAUCGGCCUCGUCGCCUUUACGGGCGCGGACACGAAGAUCAUGCUCAACGGCGGCGAGACGCCGUCGAAGCGCUCGCGCAUCGAGCGCGAGACGAACUUUAACGUGAUCGUGAACUUUGUGGUGCUCAUACUGAUGUGCACGAUCACCGCGGUCGCGAACGGGAUCUUUGACAGCAGGACGGGCACGAGCGCCGCCGUGUUCGAGGCCGGCGCCGACGCGAGCGACUCGGACGUGCUCAACGCGCUGGUCACAUUCGCCUCGUGCCUCAUCGCGUUCCAGAACAUCGUGCCGAUCUCGCUCUACAUCUCGAUCGAGAUCGUCAAGACGAUCCAGGCGUACUUCAUCUCGCAGGACAUCGACAUGUACUACGCGCCGUUCGACACGACGUGCGUGCCCAAGACGUGGAACAUCUCGGACGACCUCGGCCAGAUCGAGUACGUCUUCUCGGACAAGACGGGCACGCUCACGCAGAACGUGAUGGAGUUCCAAAAGUGCUCCAUCAACGGCGUCGCGUACGGCGAGGCGAUCACCGAGGCCCAGCGCGGCGCCGCGAAGCGCAAGGGCGACACGGACAUGCUCGACGCGGACGAGCACCAACGCCGCAUGGUCAUGAUGAAGCAGGACAUGAUCCGCCUUAUGGGCCGCACGUUCAAGAACCGCUACGCGCAGUCCGACCGGCUCACGCUCAUCUCCACGCGCCUCGCCGAGGACAUGGCCGACCGCACGGGCCCGCAGCGCGCGCACAUCAUCGCCUUCUUCCGCGCGCUCGCCGUGUGCCACACCGUGCUCGCCGACCGCCCGGACCCCGCGCGCGAGCCGCACCUGGUGAACUACAAGGCCGAGUCGCCGGACGAGGCCGCGCUCGUGGCGGCCGCGCGCGACGCGGGCUUCCCGUUCAUCGCGCGCACAAAGGAAAGCGUGGAGAUCGAGGUGAUGGGCCAGGCGGAGCGCCUCGUGCCGCUGCGCGUGCUCGCGUUCGACAGCACGCGGAAGCGGAUGAGCACGAUCGUGCGCGACGCGCAGGGGCGGCUCGUGCUGUACUGCAAGGGCGCGGAUAGCGUGAUCUACGCGCGGCUCGCGGCGGAGCACGACCCCGCGCUAAAGGAGCGCACGGCGCGCGACAUGGAGGCGUUCGCGAACGGGGGCCUGCGCACGCUGUGCGUCGCGUAUCGGUACCUGAGCGAGGAGGAGUAUUUGCAGUGGGGGCGCGUGUACGACGCGGCGCUGGCGGCGACGGUGGAGCGCGACGAGGCGAUCGAGAGGGCGAAUGAGAUGAUCGAGCAUUCGUUGGUGAUUUUGGGGGCGACGGCGUUGGAGGAUAAGUUGCAGGAGGGCGUGCCGGACGCGAUCGAGACGCUGCAUCAGGCCGGCAUCAAGCUGUGGAUCCUGACGGGCGACAAGGUGCAGACGGCGAUCGAGAUCGCCUUCAGCUGCAACCUGCUCAAGAGCGACAUGGACAUCAUGAUCCUCUCCGCGGACAGCGUCGACGGCGCGCGCGCGCAGAUUGAGGCGGGGCUGAACAAGAUCGCGUCCGUGCUCGGCCCGCCGUCGUGGGACCCGCGCAAGCGCGGCUUCUCGCCCAACGCGAAGGCCUCGUUCGCGGUCGUCAUCGACGGCGACACGCUGCGGCACGCGCUCGGGCCUGCGCUGCGCGAGCUCUUCCUGAACCUCGGCACGCAGUGCGAGACGGUCGUGUGCUGCCGCGUGUCGCCCGCGCAGAAGGCGCUCACGGUGAAGCUCGUCAAGGAGGGCCGGCGCGCGAUGACGCUCGCGAUCGGGGACGGGGCGAACGACGUGGCGAUGAUCCAGGAGGCGAAUAUCGGGUGCGGGCUGUUUGGGCACGAGGGCUCGCAGGCGGCGAUGUCGGCGGACUAUGCGUUUGGGCAGUUUCGGUUCCUGACGAAGCUGCUGAUCGUGCAUGGGCGGUGGUCGUAUAGGCGCAUCGCGGACAUGCACAGCAACUUCUUUUACAAGAAUGUGAUCUGGACGUUCGCGAUGUUUUGGUUCUUGCCGUGGAAUAGCUUCGACGCGACUUAUCUUUAUCAGUACACCUUCAUCCUUCUUUACAAUGUUGUUUUCACAUCUCUCCCCGUCAUCGCCCUCGGAGCCUUUGACCAAGACAUCAACGCCAAAGCCGCGCUCGCCUUUCCGCAGCUGUACGUCCGCGGGAUCAGGGGACUCGAGUACACCCGGGCCAAGUUCUGGCUGUACAUGCUCGACGGCCUGUACCAGUCCGCGGUCGUGUACUUUGUGCCGUUCUGCGUGUGGACGCUCGGCCCCGCGCUCUCGUGGAACGGCAAGGGCAUCGACUCGCUCGCGGACUUUGGCACGACCGUGUCCGUCGCGGCCAUCUUUGCAGCUAACAUCUACGUCGGCAUCAACACGCACUACUGGACGGUGAUCACGUGGGCCGUGGUGCUGGGCUCGUCGUUCGUGAUGCUCGUGUGGAUCGUGAUCUACUCGCUCUUUGAGAGCUUCGACUUUAUAGACGAGGUGAUCGUCCUCUUUGGCGGCGUGACGUUCUGGGCCACCGUCCUGCUCUCCGUCGCCAUCGCCCUCACUCCGCGCGUCCUCGUCAAGUUCGUGUCGUCGUCCUAUCUCCCGCUGGACAGCGACAUCGUGCGCGAGAUGUGGGUCAAGGGCAACCUCAAGUCCCAGCUCGGGCUCAGCCACCGCCGCGAGCGCAAGCGCGGCUCCGACCUCGAGCACGCGCCCAUGUUCCAGAAGCCGCACAGCCGCUCCGCGUCCGAGAUAUCGAGCUUCCGGGAGGGCUACGAGCCAGCGCUCACCAGCAGCCCCGGCGAGCUCGUCUCGCCCCCGCCCCCACACCCGCGCGCCGAGACCCUCGUCGACACCCCGCCGCCCGCGAACAGGAGCCCCUACGCUGGCGCGCGGCACCUCGACGACGCGCAGUACCAGUACCAGUACGCCGCCGCCACCGCUCCCGCCCCCGGGCCGCGCGACGACGGCCAACACCUGCUCACGCCCACCGCCGGCCCUUUCACACAAAACCGGUUUGUCUCGCCGUCGCCCGCGAUGUCGUACUACUCGGCCUCCGACGUCCCGCUGCCCUCCCCGCUGCCCUCCCCCACCUACAGCCACCCAUCACAUCUAUAUCCCUCCGCCUCCGCCGCCGCCUCGGCCUCGGCCUCUGCGUCGUACGCCGCGCGCCCCGACACGUUGCGGGUGCCCCCAAGCGCGUACGAGAUGCGCAUCCGCAGCCCGCCGCGGGAGCACCAGUACGCGCGGGCCGAACCGCCAGAAGACCGGCCGCCGCAGCAGCACGGGUACGCGCACGCGCCCGAGCCGUCCACGGCAACGACGGCAUCGUACGACACGGCUGUGUCGGGGCCGGACCACCCGCACGGCGGACAGGAGCCCGACGCGGAGCCGGACGAUUGGCGCGCGAGCACGUAUUCGUACCAGGGCCCGCGCGCGCUGUAAAUCGUUGUCUGUGUCUGUGUCUGUGACUGUGUCUGUGUAGUAUAUAUAUAUCUAGGGAUCGGCUUGUUGUCCGUGGCGUGUGGGGUCGGCUGCUGUUGUCGCUUGCAAUGAUGUGUUUUUUUCUCGCGUUUUUGCGUUCGCGUAUAGUCGCUCGUUUAUUUCUUUAUUUAUUCGGUGCUCUCUG
This is a messenger RNA of Heterobasidion irregulare TC 32-1, 5032 nucleotides long. RefSeq names its product P-type ATPase. Gene Ontology annotation, cellular component: plasma membrane. Gene Ontology annotation, molecular function: ATP binding; ATPase-coupled intramembrane lipid carrier activity; magnesium ion binding. The coding region runs from base 1 to 4848 and encodes 1615 amino acids. Gene Ontology annotation, biological process: phospholipid translocation. NCBI's taxonomy places the organism in Eukaryota, Fungi, Basidiomycota, Agaricomycetes, Russulales, Bondarzewiaceae. The transcript has 13 exons. The record is from RefSeq and is a predicted model, not a curated record.